UCCUGCCCCGGACUCCCGCUGCUCCUCCUCCUCCUCGUCCUCGUCGUCGUCUUGGCCCCGUCGUGGGCGGCCUGGGGGAGGUCGGCCGGCCGGCCGGCGUCCCGACCCCGGAGCCCCGGGCACGGAGCGGUCGGGGUCCCUCCUCCGGCGGCGCCCGCGCGGACGGGGCCCCGCGCCCUGCGGAGCGACGGCGGCUCUGGCCUGCGUCGGCCAGUGUUUCUCCUUCUGCCGCCGCGUCUGGCCGGGCCGCGGCCUGCCCGGCCCCGGGCCGGGGGCGCCGCCCCCCGCCGCGAUGGUCAAGAUGACCAAGUCGAAGACCUUCCAGGCGUACCUGCCCGCCUGCCAUCGCACCUACAGCUGCGUCCACUGCAGGGCCCACCUGGCCAACCACGACGAGCUCAUCUCCAAGUCGUUCCAAGGGAGCCAGGGCCGAGCCUACCUCUUCAAUUCCGUGGUGAACGUGGGCUGCGGCCCCGCCGAAGAGCGAGUCCUGCUGACCGGCCUGCACGCCGUCGCCGACAUCUACUGUGAGAACUGCAAGACCACGCUCGGCUGGAAAUACGAGCACGCGUUCGAGAGUAGCCAGAAGUACAAGGAAGGGAAGUUCAUCAUCGAGGUCGCCCACAUGAUCAAGGACAACGGGUGGGAGUGAGGCCGCCCCGACCGCCCGUCCGCGGCCCCCGGCGCCGCGGGCCCCCUGCCCGGCCGCUGCCUCCGCUCCUCUCGCCCGAGAACUCCAGAAACCACGACCCGGUGGACCACGGCAGCUCGACCCUCGGGCGAGGCCGUGCCCGCUCUUCCUCUGCGGACCCCAGACUCAGAGGGGCCGGCGGCGGCGGGGGGGGGGGGGCGGUUCGGCCGACCGCGGCUUGCCACCGUCCGCCGGGUCCGGGUCGGCCGCUCGGCCCACGGGGCGGCGUCCGAGGCGCCUCCCCGAGCCGGGGACCCGGCGUCCACCCCGCAGGGCGGGCGGCGAGCCCGGGGCCGGAGCCGGCCCGUGAGGGACCCCCGGCCGCGGCUCGCCCGUGCCGGACGAAGCGGAUCGGGGGGCCGGCGAGGGGAAGGGGCCCGCUGCCGGAAGCUUUUUCAAGUUUUUAAAGAGGGCGUUUGGUUUGCUGGAUAAAUCAUCCCCCGGGAC
Molecule: messenger RNA, 1138 nt
Organism: Ornithorhynchus anatinus (platypus)
Lineage: Eukaryota; Metazoa; Chordata; Mammalia; Monotremata; Ornithorhynchidae
Gene: YPEL1
Product: yippee like 1
Exons: 5
Coding region: 293-652 (119 amino acids)
Source: RefSeq, a predicted model, not a curated record